AAGUCAGGGGCGAUGCUGAUGCAAAGGUGGGCUCUAUCGGUGUUGGAGUUAAUGCCUGGACAUCCGUUUGAAGAAGGCGAGUCAGGCAGCAUUGCUGUUGAGCCUUAAAGCAGUGACCUCUCCUGGACACUGUGUGUUUGUGGGAGAGAAUUGUUUGUGUGUCUGUUGUAGAUUUGUCUCUGUCCUGGAGCCUUCUGUACUUUUUGCUCACAGUUCGCCUUCCCCUCAGUGGAGUAGAGAGUCAGCACCUUGUGGAGAGAGGAGGACAAGCCAGCACAGCGGAGAUCUCUCAUCAUGCACAUAUUUGAGCAGCAGCAUUCCUGAACUUUUCCAAUGACUAAAGUCAAAAAAUGUUGUCUGUGUAAUAGACGGGGGUGGCACAAUUCGAACUCAGCACAGAAGCAGCCAACUUUGUUCCACUCUGCAAACCCCUCCUCUCCCAAAUGACCUCAUGUUUUCAAGAACACCCUUUUUUCUCUCCCCUUUGGCUGAGCGCUCAGGAUUUGGCGGCAGUGCUGGCUGUUCCGGAGUGUGACUGUGAAUGAAGGACUGAGUGUGUGAGUGAGUCGGGACUGGGGAACAGCGAGACCAGCAGCGAUGAGCUCGGAGGUUAGGGAUGGACGGCGGCUAGGCAGUUUUCUGCACUGCUCCCUGGCGUUGGUGCUGUUCUCUGGGUCACUCGCAUACAACCUGGAUUCUCACAGUCGCAGCGUAUACAGCGGACCGCAAGGCAGCUAUUUCGGAUUUUCUGUGGAGUUUUAUAACCCCGAUCCAGCAACGCCAAGUGUUCUUGUCGGAGCUCCGAGAGCUAACACCAGUCAGCCGAACAUAACCGAGGGCGGUGCUGUCUAUUCUUGUGCGUGGGGCACGAAUGGCACCGACUGCCAGCAGCUGCCGUUUGAUCUGACAGGGAACCGGCUCCACAACCAGACGGAAGUCCUUGAGUACAAAUCGAACCAGUGGUUUGGCGCGAGUAUUCGAUCAUACAAUCACACAAUUCUGGCAUGUGCACCUCGCUACAAAUGGAGAGGCAGUGAGCAGCAGCGGGAAUUGGUUGGGACCUGUUACCUGUCGCUGCGGAACUUCAGUGAUGUGCUAGAGUACGCCCCGUGUCGUACCAAAUGGCACACACCAGCUGGCCAGGGUUACUGCCAAGGUGGUUUCAGUGCUGACCUGACAGAGAAUGGGCGAGUGGUGCUUGGAGGGCCUGGCAGCUUCUACUGGCAAGGCCAGCUCCUUUCUGCCAACAUUGAGAACAUUGUUCCGCCUCAGGCUGACUUCAGCUACAUCCAGUACACGGUUGGAGAGAUCUACAACAAGCAGUCUGAGAGCUCCUUCGAUGACAGCUACCUCGGUUACUCUGUUGCCGUGGGGGAGUUCAGUGGAGAUUCUAUUGAAGAUUAUGUGACUGGGGUGCCCCGUGGCCAGGACACAAUCGGAUACGUGAGGAUAUUAAACGGGACAAACAUGGAGACCAUAUUCAAUUUCUCUGGUGAGCAAAUGGCUUCGUACUUUGGCUAUGCUGUAGCAGUGACUGACAUUAACAAUGAUGGGCUGGACGAUGUUUUGGUCGGGGCCCCAAUGUAUAUGGAGCGAGAGUCCGGCGGCAGGCUGCAAGAGGUUGGUCGGGUCUACAUUUAUUUGCAGACUGGGCUGUUGGAGUACAACAUCCGUCAGAACCUGACGGGUACAGAUAUCUACGGUCGCUACGGAACAUCAGUCGCAGUGUUAGGAGACCUGGAUCAGGAUGGAUUCAAUGAUGUGGCUGUUGGUGCCCCUUAUGCCGGUGACAAGAGCCAGGGCCUGGUCUACAUCUACAAUGGGCGGCCUGAUGGCCUCAACAGUACCCCGUCCCAAAUCCUGGUGGGCAUGUGGGCCACCACCACCAGUAUGCCAGCUAGCUUUGGAUUCGCAGCCCGGGGAGCAACGGAUCUUGAUAUGAAUGGGUACCCAGAUGUGAUUGUUGGGGCAUUCGGUGUUGACCAGGCUGUUGUUUACAGGGCCAGGCCGAUUGUCCGGGCAAGUGCCAGUUUGAAAGUAAGCCCUCCAGUCUUCAACCCUGAGGAGAAGGGGUGUACCAUAAAUGGCACUGACAUUCAGGUUACGUGCAUCAAUGUCAGUUUUUGCCUCAGUGCCUCUGGGAAACAUGUGCCUCAGUGGAUUGGUUUCAAGGUGGAGUUGGAAUUGGACAGCCUGAAGCAGAAAGGGGCGAUCAAGCGGGUGCUGUUUCUCGAUUCUCGCCAGCCUCUCUUCCAGGACAAGGUGAUCAUCAACAACGGGCGUGGCGAAAUCUGCCAAGACCUGAAGGUCUACCUGCGGGAAGAGCAUGAGUUUCGAGAUAAGCUCUCACUCAUCCAGGUAGCUAUGAAUUUCAGUCUGGAUCCAGCAAUGCCCCUGGAUAAUCACGGCCUGCAGCCAAUCCUCAGCUAUUCAACACGGGAGUACCUCACUCAGGAGGCCCAGAUACAGCUAGACUGCGGUGACGAUAACAUCUGUGUGCCAGACCUACAGCUCUCUGUGUGUGGGGACCGUAAAACGGUGUAUCACGGGGAUGAGAAUCCACUCACGUUAAUCUUUGACGCAAGGAAUCUGGGGGAGGGAGGAGCCUAUGAAGCAGAGCUGUAUGUAUUUGUGCCCGCUGAGGCAGAAUACAGUGGAAUAGUGCGGAAUGAGAGUCUUGCAAAACUCAGCUGCACCUAUAAUAAUGAGACUGUGAUCUGUGACCUGGGCAACCCAAUGAAGUCCGGAGCCAACCUCUCAGGGGGUCUCCGCUUCACCGUCCAUCAGCUGCAGGGUGACAAGAAAUCCAUCGAGUUUGAGCUGCAGAUUCGCAGUAAGAACCUCAACAAUUCGAGAAGUGACAUUGUGCCCUACAAGAUGGAGGUGGAGGUGGAGGCUCACAUCAGCAGCCGAGGUGCCCCUAUCCCAAAGGAGAUUGUCUUCGCCACGACUAGUCCAAAGCCCAGAAGUGAACCAAUCACCGAAGAGGACGUGGGGCCACCACUCAAAUACGUCUUUGAGGUUUCCAACAAUGGUCCCAGCUCCAUCAGUCACUCGAUCCUACAUGUGACAUGUCCGGUCCAUUAUCAGAAAGAGCGCCUGUUGUAUAUCACUGACUAUAAAACUGUUGGACCCCUCCUGAACUGUACAGCUAGCAGCUCCCUCAACCCUCUGCGACUGAAGCUGCAAAGCCCACCAGCGGAGUCAGCCCGGACACUGAAUGUCAGUUCGGAGAAGCCGGAACAUUCUAUCCGCCGUCGGGAAGCUGCGAGGAAGCGACUGGGGGACCUGGAGAGCCUGAGUUGCCAGCAUGUGGAGUGCCUGAGCCUGAUUUGUGAGGCGGGUUUGCUGAGCAGGGGUGACAAUGUGGCACUGGAGAUCCGAACGCGGGUGUGGGCACGCACCUUCCUCCAGUGGCAGCACCACCCCUUCACUCUGCCGUGCAAUGCCUCAUUCCAAGUGCACAGCAUGCCUUAUCAAAUCCUGCCAAAGGACUACCCGAGAGGAAGCUUGGUGGUCUCGACUCCUGUGAUGUGGAUUAAGCCAGAGAGUUCAUAUUCCGUCCCACUCUGGAUUAUUAUUCUGGCUGUGUUGGUCGGCCUGCUCCUGCUUGCUCUCGUCAUCUUCAUCUUGUACAAGCUCGGUUUCUUCGAGAGAGCCAAACUGCCGCAUGGGACAGCGAUGGAAACGGCACACCUGAAACCACAGGCCACGUCAGAGGCUUAAAGAUGGCGCGACAGCGGCCCGGUGAUCGAGGAGCGACACGUUGCACUGCUUCCUUCUCUGGCCCUGCUCGCUCACUCACUUUGAGAGAGCAGCCCUGAGCGAUAUCCUGACCUGUGCCUGGGUAACAGGCUGCUCAGAGCGACCGUGAACUCUCCUCGAACACAUUAUUUAAGGAAAUGAUUCAAAAGCACUGAUUGUGAUUUGAAACCAUUCUUUCACGCUCCCUCGGUGGCUGUAUCGAGAAGUGCUGGGUUUUGAUGUAAAUUUUUCAAAAUGUUCUCAGAGUGCAAUAUAUUUUAUAUCUUCUAUUUUUUCUCCCCCGCACCCCACUUCCCCCACCCCCCCGCCCCCAGUGACCUACAGAACCAGGGUUGGCCAAUGUGAAUCUUUUUAUCUCUUUCCGCCCAGGGAGAGAGGGAAAAUAAGCUGUUUCCCCCUCUCUGGGUUCCCAAAGGUUUCCAAUCGGAACUGUCCAGGGUGCUGCAGGGUCUGAGGGUGUCUCAGAUGAAUGUGCUUCCUCAGAAACUUGGAGCUGGAAGGGAACUAUCUGGGGGAGAGGACGGAGUGCACAGGGAAGGGAUCCUGAUUGGUUCCUCCAUUGUAUGUUCACCAGUGCCAUUCUGUGAGCCAUGCAGUAGUGACACCUCCCACAGAUCCAUUGUUGCCGUUUUACCAAGGGUGCUAUUCUCUACACACAGAAUUCACAUCUUCUCUCCCUUAUCCUCCACUGUCCUGGCCGUCCGAAACUCUCCAUCUUCAGGCUAAAACCUCAAAAGCCCUCCUCCCAGGGCGAUCCUAUUGGGGCUGCCUGGUAAUCCCAGAAUGGGUGUUGUAACCGUGAGUGGCUUGUGGGUUUGGAAAUGAGCAGCUCCCCGGCUGUGAAGAGUAGGGAGGCACAGAGCUGACAACAAGGAGAGACCUUGCAGCUGGCUCGGGCACAGUUUCAAGGGGAAGCCAGGCUUCAGGAGGUGGGAUGGGGAGGGCGACUCGACCAUUUGUCAAGAGAGGUCGCCUCAUCUCUGGCAGGGAGUGCUGCCACCUUUCUCUGGUACUGGGAUGGGAUCCACUGUGAGAUGUUGGUCGAGUCACUAAUAGAAACCAAUCUGCUCAGUCCAAACCACACGAGACACUUUGGCUGUAGGUUGUCGUUUUGUUGGUCUCCUUUAAUUUUUAUUAAGAAAGUUGUACAUUAAUUAAGGAAUUAAAUUGAAAUAUACCUUUUUAAAACAAAGAA
This is a messenger RNA of Stegostoma tigrinum, 4960 nucleotides long. RefSeq names its product integrin alpha-5-like. The transcript is spliced from 30 exons. The coding region runs from base 598 to 3726 and encodes 1042 amino acids. Gene Ontology annotation, molecular function: integrin binding. The record is from RefSeq and is a predicted model, not a curated record. Gene Ontology annotation, biological process: integrin-mediated signaling pathway; cell-cell adhesion; angiogenesis. NCBI's taxonomy places the organism in Eukaryota, Metazoa, Chordata, Chondrichthyes, Orectolobiformes, Stegostomatidae. Gene Ontology annotation, cellular component: integrin complex; external side of plasma membrane.